UUCGUGUUUGGGCGUAGUGUUUGACGCUAAAACAAUUUUUUAGCGUCUUUCCCCCCCAUAUCCUACAAUCAAUGCAACAACAGAAACUGCUCUGUGAAGAAUUUGUUCCCUGAGGCUUGUUUGUGUUUGUGGAGUAUCAAGCGUCACUCAAGGGAAGAUAUGUAAGUCCCUUGUCUUUAACAAACACAACCUCCCUACAUUUUCUUGGCCUACACCGUCACCUGUUGCUGAUUGACUGAUCCUGCUGGUGAUUGCUUUUAAAGUCGCGCUCUUGCCUUCAACAUGUCUGGACCAGGUUAUCCAUCCCCUAACCAGCCUCCAUAUCCCAUGACCCAGGUAGGUGGACAAUCCAUGCCCCCCUAUCCAAUGGGAGGUUAUGGAGAGCCUGGGCAUGCUCCACCACCUGUAGGGUUCCAAGUAGGAUACCAGCCAGUUCCAGAUCAGCCAGUCUUGUAUCAACCUGGUCCAACUAGUCCAGCAUCUCACCAGGGCCAGCCAUAUGGAGCUCCUGCUGCUGUACCACUGUCAGUGCCUGCUGGAGUACCACCUGGUCUGGAGUACCUCACUCAGAUUGACCAGAUCCUCAUUCACCAGAAAGUGGAGUUGUUAGAGGCAAUCAUUGGCUUUGAGACCAACAACCAGUAUGAGAUCAAAAAUAGCCUCGGCCAAAAGAUCUACUCCGCCAAAGAAAAGAAUGACUGCUGCACACGCAACUGCUGUGGUGCAUUGCGCAGCUUUGAUAUGAAGAUCAAAGACAACACGGACCGAGAGGUCAUGCGGCUGAUCAGACCUUUCCGUUGUGCCAGCUGUUGGUGCCCCUGCUGUCUGCAAGAGCUGGAGGUACAGGCACCCCCAGGAACGACCGUAGGGUAUGUGAAACAGGACUGGCACCCCUGUUAUCCAAAAUUCUCCAUCCAGGGAUCUAACAAGGAGACAUUGAUGAAGCUCGAGGGGCCCUGCUUGGCAUGUAACUGCUGUAGUGAUGUGAACUUUGAGCUCAAAGGCAAGGAUGGUGGGCAGUCUAUUGGUCGAAUCAGUAAGCAGUGGAGCGGCCUUUUAAAGGAAGUCUUCACUGACACUGACAACUUUGGCAUCCAGUUCCCUCUGGACAUGGAUGUUAAGAUGAAGGCUGUACUUAUGGGCGCUUGCUUCCUCAUUGAUUUCAUGUUCUUUGAAAAAGUUGGAGACACCAACCAGCGGAAUACUGUGUUCUCUUAGAGAGUGAGAAGGAUGUUACUGUUACUUGCAAAAUACAUUUUGUAAAUCCACAUCAUUUUGAAAAUCUUGAUGAAAUACCUGACAUUCAGUGGAUGACAUCUGAUAAAUCUGAGCUUCCAUUAAUUCCAUUUUGUUAGGUAACCAAAGCCUAUAAUCAGCUCCCACUGAAGUUAAACCAAAGGACACGUUUAAAGUAAUUUUUAUAGUGUUCACUUGCAGUGCAAUAUUUGCAGUCUUACAAAGCAAUAUUUACAAUGACCAAUUGUGUAUUAUGAGCGCCUGCUCAUUGUGUGCCUUUUAAAAGAUCAUGGCCUACAAUAAUAACAAAGAAUUUGUACAAGUGUACCAGCAUCUAACAUUUAAAUGUCUUUGUUCUGUUUAAGUGUUUUUUUCUAUAAACUACUAGCAGUAACCGUAUAAAUGUUUCUAGGUAUAUGUCAUGUUCUGCAGAAAGCAUAUUUUUCUGCAUGUUAUUAUGAAGGAAAUUUAGUUUUAUAGUGCUGAAUGUAAAGCAUUUCACUCAGAACCUCCACACACACACAAAAACACACCUUUCAUUUAAGCAACAUCUUAGAGAGGGAAAACCACAGACAAGUAUUAACAAGCUGUGUGCAUUGAACAGUUCCAAUGAGUAUAAAUAGUGUCCAACACCAGGCACUUGGCUGCACAGUAUACCAUUGAGUCUUUCAAAUCUCAAAACAGUCUAUUAAAGAUGUGUUAGUUAUAUCCAUAAAAAACUAAUGAGAAUUCAUGUGUGGCGGGGUGAGCAAGAGACAGACACAGUGGGUGUGGCGUCAAGCCUCGGAGAGGCAUUUAUUGGAAACGAUAAUAAACGUAAAAUGUCAAAGUGUCCAAGGGGAAAUUGUGUUUAUAAUAAAAGGGGGAAUCUGGCAUCCUCGCGGUGAAAGGCGUGGGGUAGUGUUCAUAGGGAAGCCCAGGCACGAGCUGGGUCAGUCGGCCGCUCACACUCCUCUCCAAAGUCCACGGCGCGUGGGGCGGCGGCGUCACUGGCGGCCUGUCUUCCCAGGCCCGCGGCAAGCGUUAGCGGAAGGCGGCCCGGCAUCUAGCCCGUCGGGGGCAACGUGAGCUUAUGUUACUCAUUACGGGGUCCGAAGAACGGGUCCGGCAGCGCGUCCACUCGCCCGAUCCCGCCUGGGCGUGCGAGGAUGCCAGUGUGUGCACACAUGGAGAUUUGGAGCCAGCGCCCCGAGAAGAGGUGCGUACCGCGUUUUAAAGACCGCGGUGAUGAAGCAUUAUCCCCAUCAGCUGUGCUUCAUUCACCGCUGACCAAACGAGGCUUAUUAAUUAUGCACUUCUUCUCGCUCUCCCGCCCAACUCUCGUCUUGAGGCUGGCUGAAGUGCGGCCCUAAGAGGCGGGGCGACAAUGACGAUCCAGAGGAGCAGAUCAUUCCGCCACACAUGUUAAAGGAUUGAAUAAAAAGCCUUAUCCAGCAUCCGAAAACAGCUGUUAUUGUUCUGUAUUUAUCUGAAGAAGAAUAAAUACCACAUGAACAUUAUCUCAACAGACUUUAUUACAGACUGGCUUUGGUAAUCAAAUGGGUGAAUAUGCUUGCAGUGGGCAAGAUUUAGUAAUAAACACUGAACAGAAAGAAACACAUUUGAAAAUGGUUAAAAUAUGGGAACGAAUCUGUUUAAUGCUCAUUUACUUGCCAACUCCCUUCGAGGAUAUUGAGUUUCAUUCCAUAGACAGAGGUCUAAAAAUCUCAUAAUUCUCUUCACAGGCUCCAUUUUAAUAAAAUCAAGAUCAUGUAUAUCCAAGAUCAUGUUUAUUUCAAAAUAAUGUUAAUAAUUUGUUAAAAAAUAUAAAGGAUAAUCAAUACUUUUCUAAUCAAAAAUAUGUAGUGAUUGAAUUACAGGAUCUGCACUUCAGAUUGGAAGCACCCAGACUCUUUAAAUAAAUGUAUUACCCUUAGACUAGUUGUUUUGCAUAGCAAUUAAUAAUAUGUCAAAACCUCCAUUAGGAAGCAUUUAAUUCUCAUUGUAUGCUCAAAGGUUAAUAUGAAUUAAUAAAUCCAUAUGUACACAUGCGGCCAAAAGUUUGGAAUAAUGUACAGAUUUUGCUGUUUUGGAAGGAAAUUGGUACUUUAAUUCACCAAAGUGGCAUUGAACUGAUCACAAAGUAUAGUCAGGACAUUACUGAUGUAAAAAACAGCACCAUCAAUAUUUGAAAAAAGUCAUUUUUGAUCAAAUCUAGACAGGCCCCAUUUCCAGCAGUCUUCACUCCAACACCUUAUCCUUGAGUAAUCAUGAUAAAUUACUAAUUUCAUACUAGAAAAUCACUUGCCAUUAUAUCAAACACAGCUGAAAGCUAUUUGGUUCAUUAAAUGAUAGCUUAACAUUGUCUUUGUGUUUGUUUUUGAGUCAUCACAGUAUGCAAUAGACUGACAUGUCUUAAGGUCAGUAUUAGGUCAAAAAUGACAAAAAAGAAACAGCUUUCUCUAGAAACUCAUCAGUCAAUCAUUGUUUUGAGGAAUGAAGGCAAUACAAUGCUUGAAAUUGCCAAAAAACUGAAGAUUUCAUUCAAAGGUGUACACUACAGUCUUCAAAGACAAAGGACAACUGGCUCUAACAAGGACAGAAAGAGAUGUGGAAGGCCAGAUAUACAACUAAACAAGAGGAUAAGUACAUCAGAGACUCUAGUUUGAGAAAUAGACACCUCACAUGUCCUCAGCUGACAGCUUCAUUGAAUUCUACCCGCUCAACACCAGUUUCAUGUACAACAGUAAAGAGAAGACUCAGGGUGCAGGCCUUAUGGGAAGAACUGCAAAGAAAAAGCCACUUUUGAAACCGAAAAACAAAAAGAAAAGGUUAGAGUGGGCAAAGAAACACAGACAUUGGACAACAGAUAACUGGAAAAGAGUGUUAUGGAUCUUAACCCCAUUGAGAUUUUGUGGGAUCAGCUAGACUGUAAGGUGCGUGAGAAGUGCCCGACAAGACAGCCACAUCUAUGGCAAGUGCUACAGGAAGCGUUGGGUGAAAUGUCACCUG
Messenger RNA from Myxocyprinus asiaticus (Chinese sucker), 4227 nucleotides. Its product is annotated as phospholipid scramblase 2-like. Gene Ontology annotation, molecular function: phospholipid scramblase activity. Lineage: Eukaryota; Metazoa; Chordata; Actinopteri; Cypriniformes; Catostomidae. The transcript has 9 exons. Gene Ontology annotation, biological process: plasma membrane phospholipid scrambling. Gene Ontology annotation, cellular component: plasma membrane. The record is from RefSeq and is a predicted model, not a curated record. The coding region runs from base 283 to 1218 and encodes 311 amino acids.